CACUACAAAACAACUGUAAACUAAUUAGGGUUUACUCGUUAACAAGAAAUGAACCUUGAAGAAGAUCCAGAACUCGUCAUGUCAGGCUACGGGAACUCUAACUCCGCCACCCGUUGCUGCUUCUGCUUCCCCUCCACCGUCGGAUCACCCUGGUGGCAGAGAUUCCGAUCCUCCUCCUCCAACAGCCUUCAUCCACCGGACGAUUGCAGUAACAACAACAGUCAGAAGUGGUGGAGUAAAGGCGUUACGGCGUUGAAGAAAUUCCGAGAGUGGUCUGAGAUCGUCGCCGGUCCGAAAUGGAAAACUUUCAUCAGAAGAUUUAAUAGAACUAAUAAAACCAGACAUCAAGGUAAAUUCCAGUACGAUCCUUUGAGUUACUCUUUGAAUUUCGAUCAAGGCAAUUCCGACGACGGUUAUAAUCACGACGAUGAUUACGGCGGAUUUCGCGAUUUCUCGACACGGUACGCUUCUGUUUCGGCCUCCGGUAAGCCGCUCGCUAUGGCGAUUCCGGUUAUGGAAGUGGAUGGUCGCGGUGAUAAAGACGCGCCGGUGAUCGGGUGAUUGGGAAUUAAUAAUAAAAAAGUUGCGCUGGUGUGCGUUUCGGCUACAGCUGGAGUGGGGGAUGGAUGACGUAAUUUGACGGCGCAAGAUUGGCAAUUUUAAUUAGUUUUUUGUUUUUACUUUGGUUAAUUGAAAAAUGAUUAGAUAGACAUAAAAAGGAUGAAUAGAAAUGAUUGUUAAUAAUAGGUGUAAAGAUUAAGGAAGAGUUGCGUUUAUAAAUAGGAAAGUUUUAAUUUGGUUGUAA
Mercurialis annua (annual mercury) is the source of this 805-nucleotide messenger RNA. RefSeq lists its product as uncharacterized. Bases 49 to 561 code for a protein of 170 amino acids. NCBI's taxonomy places the organism in Eukaryota, Viridiplantae, Streptophyta, Magnoliopsida, Malpighiales, Euphorbiaceae. The transcript has a single exon. The record is from RefSeq and is a predicted model, not a curated record.